AUGUACAGUAACGCCCCUGUACUCGGGCGACAGGACGCGCCCCGCUCAACUGCUGCUUCUGUUUUCCUUCCCCGCAGAAAGGGCUUGUCCCAGUCCGCCUUGCCCUACCGGCGCAGCGUGCCCACGUGGUUGAAGCUUACUUCUGAUGAUGUAAAGGAACAGAUCUACAAGCUGGCUAAAAAAGGCCUGACUCCCUCCCAAAUCGGUGUGAUCCUGAGGGAUUCCCAUGGUGUUGCCCAGGUUCGCUUCGUUACUGGCAACAAAAUUUUGAGAAUCCUUAAGUCGAAGGGACUGGCCCCAGAUCUUCCAGAGGACCUUUAUCACCUGAUCAAGAAAGCAGUGGCUGUUCGCAAACAUCUUGAGAGAAACAGAAAGGAUAAAGAUGCCAAGUUCCGCCUGAUUCUGAUUGAAAGCAGAAUUCACAGGUUGGCUCGCUACUACAAAACCAAGAGGGUACUUCCACCCAACUGGAAGUAUGAAUCAUCAACAGCUUCUGCCUUGGUCGCAUAAGAGCUGACUAUCACUCAGUGAAAGAAUAAACUUGCUUAACUAAG
Molecule: messenger RNA, 554 nt
Organism: Tinamus guttatus (white-throated tinamou)
Lineage: Eukaryota; Metazoa; Chordata; Aves; Tinamiformes; Tinamidae
Source: RefSeq, a predicted model, not a curated record